Messenger RNA from Cuscuta europaea, 3434 nucleotides. The record is from the annotation of a GenBank genome assembly. NCBI's taxonomy places the organism in Eukaryota, Viridiplantae, Streptophyta, Magnoliopsida, Solanales, Convolvulaceae.
GAAGGAAUCUUUCAGUUGGUUUCCCGGCUUGGUGAAAUUCUUCUAAGUGUCAGGCCUUCUGGUGUCUUUAACAGUGAGUUGAUCAGAGAGGGUCUUGAGCACUUCUAUUGAAGAGAUAUCCAACAGAGAACCAGGAGGGUUUCUGUCAGAGUAAAGGCCAACAGAGACCCUGAGGUCUUCUGUUCUGAAGCAGAGAACCAAAGGUCUUCUGUUAGGAGGUCUUCUGCUCUGGAGGCCUUCUGGCCAGGAGGCCUUCUGCCAGUCGAUCACACUAAGAACUUUUACAAAGGAAAAAUUCUAAUACAUUAAAUCUAAAGAGGGGUACUAUAAAGUCCUAAUUAAUAUAGCAUCAUCAAAAUCUAAUUACAAAUAUUCCUUACAAAGACAAUCUUAUUAUUCCAAAGGCAGAUCACUUUUAGGGUAUGUACAAGAAGUAUUUAUAAAACUAGAGUUACAAUAGUCUAGGAAGAAACCGAUGCAUUUAAUACAUUCGGUUAUAAUAGGAGUUUUGUAACGUCUCAAUUAUUAUGCAAUCAUUAUCCCCUAGGUCCACGUCUCUUCUGUUAGCUUCCUGAUGCUGCCAGAUAGCUAUGCUCGAUCUAUAGCAUGCCACGUAAGCCCUAGGAUAAGUUUGACCUCGCUAGAAUCCCGCCUAGGAUCGAGGUCUGCUGUCCAGACUUGGCUUAGUUGUGUUUCCCUCCGCGGGUCACGAUCCCUGUUAAUGGGCUUGGUUCGCUGUUCCCGAGUGAUGGGCUUCAUUUUAAUUUAUUCUUGGGUCAUGGAUGUGAUCCAUGGUACCAUCACGAGCCCCCGUAAAAUAAGUUGGGCUUGAUUUUAGAAGAGUAACCAGCCGCUUAUCUUUUAAAUUUGAAUUUUUCCUUCAUGAGCUGUAGCACCGCUUCACAUUAAAUGCGAUCAUAAUGUGACAUGUGCCUGCAGCACUGCACGAGUUCCAAAUUCGCCUUACCAACUUCAGCACUUGAGUGCUUGAGUAGCGGGGUUGGAAUAAUAAGAGUGCCUUGCGUUGCCUAAAUGUCACUACUUUUCUUCAUCGUUCUGACUUUUCUUCCUCAGGUCAGUCUCAUGCCCUCUUCUAGUUCCGUUCCUCUUCACACAGUCUUCCCCGAUGACGGGGCUAGUUCAAAUCGGCCCAAAAUCCCGGUGGAUUCCCGAGAGGUUGAGACCCAUUUUUAUCUUUCCGCCGAUUUCGCCUUAAGGGUUACAACCGCCAACAUUUCUAACUCUGAAUUUAAUGAGGCGGUGGCCCUUUCCGAGCCUAAAGUUGUCUGCUCUCGCCUCACCCCCAGUCAAAAUAUAGUAGAACCCCCUUUGCCUUCCCAUUUUGGGGUUCAUCUGGUGAGUCUACAAGUCGGAUUACGACUCACCCUCCAUCUUGCCCUCUUGGAUAUCUUGCACCAUUAUGGGGUCAUUUCAGGUCAACAUUGCCCUACUACGCAUUUGUUCAUAGUUGGGUUCAUCGCUCAAUGCAUCUCUUUGAAAAUUAAACCAUAUCUGGACUUGUUCCUCAUCUUCUUCUACUCUGUAAGAUCUAGCGCCUCCGAUACCCAGGGCUAUUUUUCUACACCGAGCGGUUGGGCCACCGUUUGUUCGCUGCAAAAUCUUAUCCAGACUCUUUCAAGGGUUGGCGACAUAAGUGGUUCUUGGUUACCCCAGCAAAUGGCAAGCUUCCGUUUGAGAAUAGGUGGGGGAACUGAUUCAGAGAUAGGUUAUGCCGAUCUUGCCAGAGGGGAACGAGUUGGCCGCCAAGCUUAUUGCUGAAGGUUCGCCCUUCUUAAUGGGCCAUUAUGUAGGUGAGGAUGGGGUGGUUAUGCUUGAAUUCAUAUAAGAGGGUGAAAAGAUGGCGUGCAUGUUGGAACGGCUUGCUGCAUAGGAUGUGUCUACCUCAGGUUCCCUGGCUCAGGUGAGGAGGAUCCAAACUCGGGGUUCUAUAGAGGCCGCUCUAGAGAAGUCAAGCGGGUCCACCCAUGGAGAUGGAGAUGUGAUUCUUGCAAUGCCGGCUGCAGACCUCUGGCCUCCCACGACCAGGGGGCUGGGAAGAGGCUGGUCUCCUAGCCCAUCUCUGUGCCCAAAGGGGAAAAGGCCAAAUAUGGUAAGAGCCCCUUUGAUGAUGUUGUAGAUGUUGAGUCUGAUUCUAAGACCCAAUCAUUGGAAGGUGGCGGUCAGGGGGACGCCCCCAGCACCUCUUCAUACCAUCUGUUUGACCAUGUGUUCGGGUUCAGCUUCCUUGCUCCAUGCCACGGUUAAUCAAGUCUCUCUAGCCCUGGCUAUCACCCCUCCUGCUGAUGCAGAAGAGCUCAGGAGUCUGACCCCCAGGUCAGCUCUUCGAGGCGCAGUUCAUGCUAUUUCUGAGGUAACAUUCAUUUCCCGCUCUGUUGGAACUCAUAAUUUUCUUGUCUGUUAAUUCCUCAUGCAAUAUUUGUUGAUUGCUAUCCCAGGCCUUUGUUGCCGCUGCUUCCAGCUCCCACCGUUUGGAUGAGGAGCAACAGGAGGCUAAGGGUCCGUCUGCCAACCAUAAGAAGGUGGUGGCAGACCUGGAGGUCGCUACGGAUGCUGCGGUGAGGGAUGCUGGAGAGAUGCAGAAGAAAUCGGAUGAUGCUGUUGUCGCCCAUAAGGCCAUUGAGGAUGCGUGGAGAGCCAAGGAGGAGGAUUUGAAGAAGAAGAAGACCGAGGAGUCGGAGUAGAUGCAGUUCAGGCCUUCCGAGGAGGGGAGGCCUUUAGGACUGAAUUGAAGCAGAGCAUGUGGUGGCAGAUCACUAGGCUGAAAUUUCCCUGGAAUGGUUGUUAACCCCUGAGGUAGAAGCCAAGUUGGAUGAGGAGGGCCCCCUGAGUUUUCAGUUAGGCAAAUACGACAUGCAUAAGUCUAUUUAUGAGGCUCUACAAGGGAGGGACCCCUCCUUCACUGCCCAGUCCUGAGGGUUGCUUGAACUGAUGGCUAACCUGGAAGCCCCCCAAAGCAGCCCUACCUCGGAUGUCACGGUUCCUCCUCCUGUCAAUGAUUGAACUUAUUUUUAAAUUCACAAACAUUAUCAUAAACACCGUUUUCCAGGGUUGUGUGUAUGAUGCUGUUUUUCGCCCUCGAGGUGGUGUGUAACCAAACAUCUCUUACUUUCUGCACACAUUUUAUCAUUUCUCUUUUGGUCUCUCUUGUGCUUCAUUCACUGUUUUGUUUGUACUGCUGGCACUUUUGGAGUUUGAGGCUUUCCAGCCAUACCUUUUUGGCUGGCUGGCUUCCCUUAGGUUUUUUUUGACAACUUGGGCAGUUCACCCCUUAAGUGCUGUAGGUUGUAUGUCCUUAGUCUAGGAAUGGCCUCCAGGCCUUCUCCGCAGUCUCUGAUGCCUUAGGAUUUAAAAUAGUUUUGUCACAAUUCUCGUACUUGAUUUUUGCCUUAGAUUCCCGAUCAAGGUCGUCUCUC